AUGUUGACGCUCGACUCUGGAUACCAGAGAUUUCUCCCCGGUGAACCCAUAACAGACCGGACUUCUGAGACUCUUGCUAGGAUGCACAAAUCUGGAUCGCUGCGCAAAAGAGAGGAGCAAAUAUUCAACUACUACACAGUUACAUGGGACACAGAAGAUGAUUACAUACUUAUCUAUCUGCUACCAGACGAUACCCAGGCUAUGUUGCGUCAUAGUCUUAAACUUCAUGACUAA
This is a messenger RNA of Botrytis byssoidea, 234 nucleotides long. RefSeq lists its product as uncharacterized. The record is from RefSeq and is a predicted model, not a curated record. Lineage: Eukaryota; Fungi; Ascomycota; Leotiomycetes; Helotiales; Sclerotiniaceae. The coding region runs from base 1 to 234 and encodes 77 amino acids. The transcript has a single exon.